UGUGUAUAUAUAUGUGUGUUUUUUAAUUCAAUGAUUUAAAUGAUGAACCCAGUAGCCUAUUCCAGUAGGCUAUUGGGAAACACAAGCACUUACCUCGAAAUCGCCUUGCUAUUCAUGUUGAAUAAAUUUGUCUGUGGUAAUUUAGCAAGCUGCUAAAUCGUUCAGUUUACAUCUUGUCUAGGCUACUGUAGGCUAUCUGAAAUUAGAUGUAGUCCUAUCAUGGGAUAUAGGCUAACUGUCUUUAUCUAAGCAAACCAUAGCAAAGUUGAAUUACAAUCAUAAACCCAGAUUUUAGUCUGUAGCCUAUGCCUAUUGCAAUGACAAGUCAAUCUUGCAAAUUGUCCAUUUAUAACGGUCUGUAGACUUAAUAUCGGGUACAUAAUAGCACAAUUGAUAGAAAAUAGCCUAACAUUAGUUUAAAAAUAAUCUUCAUCCAAGUAUUUCUUGCUCAGGGAUUUUGAGAUCCUCUGUCCAGCUUUCAUCACUCAAACUCUCCUGUCGGAUUUUUCUGUAGUUAAACACAUGCACAAAGGGGAUUUAUUUACAAUUAUAAACUGGGUGGUUCUUACUUACUGACUUUAUUGUCCCCAUGAGGACAUUUUGUUGCGUUGUCAUGUACACGUUUAAAUACAAAACAAAAUUGACAAUACAACUUUCAUAACAGUUAUAUACCAAUAAAAACAUUUUUUAAAGACUAGCCUGCUGACUUUACUGAGUUGAUAGGAACGUUAGCCCGAGCUAUUCAGGAGGGAUAUCACACCUGGCACAAAUUAUUGUCUCGUUCGAGCCCUGAAUGCUGAUUGGCUGAAAGCCGUUGUAUAUCAGACCAUAUACCAUGGGUAUGACAAUUUGUUUUUGUUUUACUGUUCUAAUUAUGCAGGUAACCAGUUUAUAAUAGCAAUAAGGCACUCAGGGGGUUUGUGGUAUAUGGCCAAUAUACAUACCACUGCUAACAAAUGUAUGCACAGCCCUUGGCCAUGGUACAUACCCCCUUGUGCCUUAUUGCUUAAUAAUAGCAGUCAAACGAGUUAAGUCGACAUCCAUUGAUGGAAAAUUAUCUGGCGAAUUUAAUAAGGGUAAAUUGUAUUUUCUCUUGAACAUGUUCAAAUUCCUAUAUUACAUUAUAUCAUAGCUCACAAAUAUUAUUUUGAGGAAAACCGAAUUUAGCUUCUCAUAUCGUUAACGUUAUGUCGAUAACGAUAUGGAAAAAGGUUUUAUUGUAUAAAUGUGGCAACUCCUGUCGUGCAAAAAAAGGGUUCGUUUUCUUGUCCUUUGGGCGGGUUUUGAGUGGUCAUUUCGCCUGAAAUUUCAGCUUGACCUGGCAACAUGACCUGAAAGAAUGUGCAGAAAAAUACGGAGAAACGCAACAUCGUAACUGCUGAAAUUGUAUUUGCUGUAAAUGUUGUGAUUAUUUCAAGCCUUUGAAAUCCACUCGUUGGCGUAUGGAAGUCAGCGCGUCCCAAAUGUAGCAGAACAUGACGGCACAAAGUCAAAAUGUCAACAAAGGAAGGAAGACGACAUCCCAACCUGGAGUAGCAGGUCUGAGCAACCUAUCAAAUGGGAGUCCUGCAAAUCAAAACACUCACAUUUCAUUUGUGCAGGAUUCAAGAAGGCCAGAUGAGUUUGACUUUGAGUGUGUGGUAAAUUCCAAAUUCAAAAACUCAAAAGUUUGGUUUUGUGAGAAAUGUCGCUUUUUGACCACAGAUUUUGAUGAUUACAGCAGCCAUAUUAUGGAGCAUGCGGUAAUGAGAUUUUACUGCUUCUAUUGUAAUCAUGUCUCAUACAGCGAGGCCGAAUUAAACCACCAUGUAGAACAGCACACCAGAGUACACCCCUUCAAGUGUCAGUUCUGUGAUUAUAGAGCUGUGAAGAAAGACUAUGUUGAAAUGCAUAUGAAGCGAAUACACAAUGCGCCUCCUGAGAAAGUAUCCAUUGCUUUGCCCAGAGCUCCCAAACCGGCCUCUCUCCCCAGUGCUCUGCCCAGAGAUCCCACAUUAUCAGGGAUCUUAAAUGCAAGGGUCGCACCUUUGCACACUAAGAAUAUCACAACCAGAGUGGAUGAAGGAAGACCUAUGGAUGGGACACUGGAUGCAAACAUAUUGCCCAAAGUAGAGGUGGAGCUGUUGGCACCUUUAAAUGAACCAAUUCAACACAACAGGCCUUUGACUGUCUCUUUCCCUGAAGUGGGGACCAUCCCCCCUGGCUGCCUUGUUGAACUUGUUGAGGUGAAAACAGUCAAUGGCACCAAGGAACUAAAGUUGAGACUUGUCUCACAACAAUCUAAUGGGUCUGUAGCGAAAGCCUGUCGGACCACAACCUCACAAAAUGCCACUUUGUGUAAAUCAUCGAUGUCCAACGCCACUCCAACUAGAGAAAAGCCAGUGAAGAAGAGAACUUGCCCAGCCAACAUAUCAACCCGACAAAUAAAUAACCAGAAACAAAAGGAUUUAACAACUGCCCUCAACACAAAUGGCAUACAACUGAAAAAACACUCUGAAGAGUUGCUGGUGAUGGUGAAAGAUGUAAAUCAGCCAUUUGAGAUAAAGAAAGAGGAAGUGAAGGAAGAGAACUGUGAUUCUGUGCAAAAAUCUGAACGCUUAACUUCAUUUACAGCUGUCUCGAGUGUGUCCAUGAUGGGAAACGUCAAUGGCACCAAAUCACCCUCUGUUGCACCUGCUGCAAUGUCGUCUCUUGUAUUGUGCAACCCUAGAAGUAGCACCCUGGUCAUUCCCUCUCCAACAAACCAACCUAAAGAGGAUGAGACUUGUCAUGUGGCUGACUCAAACACCUCUGGUUGGACUCAAUCUGAGAAUCCAUUAGUAGAUGAUGUGCCAGGACCAAAAGGUUUCCCAGUCAUUUCAGCUGUAUUUUCUCUAAGUAGCCCUCAACUCUUGGCGGUGGCUCUUCGGACCAUAGCUCUGGGUAACAAUUCACCCUCUGCAACGGUAGAGCAAGGAAAUGUCAAGAAUUCUUUGAUCCUCACACCUGCUAAGACAACAGCAGUGUGCAAAGGGCAUGAACACAAGAUAAAUCCAGGAAACACUGAUGUGGCCCCUGAGGGUUUGUCCUCUGUUCAUGCACCUCAAAUGACCUCAAAAGCCUGUCACCAGAUGCAGAGUGCUCAAUGUUCUAGACACACCCAAUCACUAACAAGUAAUCCCUUGAGCACCAAGGGGGGAAAUAACAGUGUUACAAUAAAGCUUCACAAGAAAACAGUUUUGAAUAUGAAAAAAAGUCCUCAAAAUGUGGCCAAAAAAACAGUAAACACACGGGACAGUUGGAUUGGCCAAAUUAACACUGAAAAAGGGUCAGUCCCCAGACACUGGAAAAGUUCAGCAAACAAGCGUGACAUUUCUGGUAGACUCUCUUCCUGCCUGAAGCUCUCAUUGAAAAGGAUACGAGUAGAAGAGGAAAGUAGCCUUCAACAUUGUGCACCUGAGUUGAACCAACGAAGGAAGAAAAGAAGACGACGAGACAUGGUAUCUGGGUCAAAGACUUUCACCCACCUGUUCGAUACCACAGGUGACAGGGUUAUUAUCUGCCCAACUCCACUGAAAGAAGACCAGCUGGUGAAGCAACCAGGCCCAAACCAACCUGUUGUGGUUCUCAAUCAUCCCAAGCCUCUGGUUCUGAGAGGGAGGGGGGGAAUGGAGAUGAUUCCAGACAUUGGUCCAACAUGUCACAUAAUGAAAAUGAAGUUGAGCAAAGUAAUGGGACAUACGUAUGAGGUGAUCGGAUGUACCGUUAAGGCCUCUCCUUAGGGUGAUGACAAAUUGUUAUGGAAAAUUAUAGAUUUAUUUGCUGGGAACAGAACACUAAACAUUGAGUUAUCAAGACAAGAGUUAAGGGUUGGCUUGCACUCAUUUCCAGAGUCCCUAGAUGAGCUUCAGAUGAAUAAUGGUUAGACAUUUCAAACAAUAUGUUACUUCAUAGAUGAUGAAAGACUGAACCCCGUUGAGAAAAACAAGUGGGCAUUCAGGCAGGCAUAUUUAAAAUAAUAAUAAUAAACGAUUAGUAUUUUUGCUGCAGUAUCAUUGAUAGCACAGAUAUGUGUAAAUAUGAUUGUAUAUUUGAAUGAACUUUUUUUCUGAUGGAUGAACAACUGCUUAAAUUAAAUCAAUGUCAAUUAUUUUGAAUGCAUUUUGAAUAAAAUAAUAUGUAACCUCCUGGUUACUUUUAGCCGGACUGCAUUGGGAGAAUAGAACACCAGUGUACGCAGUCAGCAACGUUACUAAUUUGUUGUUUUGAGUAUUUAAAUUGAUAACUCACUCUUUAAUUAAAUAAAUAGCUACACAAAAAUAGUGUGUAGAAUGAUAGCCAUGAGGACAGCAAGGGAUUUGUUUUUCAACUGUCAUUGAAAGACCAGGCACAUCUCUCUGCAGUUGUCUCUGAAAAAGCAAUUGUAGCUAGAGCUGCCACCCAAUACCAGUGUUUUUACAUCAAAAUAUAAAUAGUUGUCAAUCCUACUACAGAAUUCUGAAAAUGUUAACCAUAUGGUGAAUAGAAUGUUCAUGCUAAACCUCUUUCCGUUGAUCACUGACUUUUUGUAUUGAAGCUCUGAAAAAAGUUUGGUUAUAUUAUCCAACCUCAUCAUUCCUGUUUUAUAUUUUGCAUUUAUUAGGGUUGACUGACUUGACAUUAACAUUUUAAGUUCCUAGUGGAGCAAAUUAACUCAGUGCUACUCUAUUGAACCCUUUUUUGGACUUUUACAUUUUUAACCAUCAUUCCAGGUGGUUCCUGCCAUCUUUAUCCCUUUUUCAUAAGUCAUUCAUGUUUUCUUUGGACUUUUUGUCAUGGUUACUGCUGUAUAUUGCUAGAAGUGUUUGAACCGCUCUCUCAAUCAUCUGUUUUUCUGUCAUUUUUUUCUGUAAAAGUAUCAGAGAAAAUAUUGAGAUGUUUUAGGUUGGACCAUAACAAUAUAUUUAUCAAAUAUAGCUCUUGUUUAGAUGUGGUGCGGAUCUUUAAAUGUACAUGUAUUUUGGUUUCCUUUGAAAUUUCUCUCGUCUUUUAAAUGGGGAGUUAUUCGCAUAAUAACAAUUAUAGUUGUUGUUCUCAUGUUGUCAGUGUUUUCUGUCCUCUAUGUAUUAUCUUAAUGUGCCAUUUUGAAUAAAGAUCUUUUUUCAUA
Messenger RNA from Oncorhynchus keta (chum salmon), 5125 nucleotides. Its product is annotated as zinc finger protein 217. Gene Ontology annotation, molecular function: DNA-binding transcription factor activity, RNA polymerase II-specific; RNA polymerase II transcription regulatory region sequence-specific DNA binding. The record is from RefSeq and is a predicted model, not a curated record. Lineage: Eukaryota; Metazoa; Chordata; Actinopteri; Salmoniformes; Salmonidae. Gene Ontology annotation, cellular component: nucleus. The coding region runs from base 1476 to 3761 and encodes 761 amino acids. Gene Ontology annotation, biological process: regulation of transcription by RNA polymerase II. The transcript is spliced from 2 exons.